Carassius auratus (goldfish) is the source of this 5096-nucleotide messenger RNA. RefSeq names its product myotubularin-related protein 11-like. The transcript has 18 exons. The record is from RefSeq and is a predicted model, not a curated record. Gene Ontology annotation, cellular component: cytoplasm; membrane. Bases 908 to 3280 code for a protein of 790 amino acids. NCBI's taxonomy places the organism in Eukaryota, Metazoa, Chordata, Actinopteri, Cypriniformes, Cyprinidae. Gene Ontology annotation, biological process: phosphatidylinositol dephosphorylation.
UGACACAAGAGAUUUCAGCUGCGUAUACAAGGUGCCACUGUCAUGGAAGAAUUGUACAAUUUUAGCGGGGAAUUAAGAAACAGUUGAGCCAAAUAUGAAAAUUUCCUGAAACAUUACUCGCCUUCAGGCCAUCCAAAAUGAAGAUGAGUUUGUGAUGAUCUCCCCAAGGGAUCCUCUGUUUGUAGUUUUAAGCAAGCAUGCAGCUUGUUUCUUCAGUUUCUUCAGCUAAAAUACAGCUUAUGUAUGUCCUUCCUGUUGUUUCAGAAAUAUCAUAAGUUACUACAAGUUAAAGACAUUUAAUUUUAUUUUCCAGCAAGCGCUGUCUGCCAUUUAAGACUGCCACAGCAUGUGAUCUUUGCCCUGUGUCAGGCUAAAGAUCACACAGGGUAAAGCUUAAAUAAAGUUUACUCUCCUAAAUGCGAGUUUAUAUUAGAUUGCUUAAGGCUUAUUUUGCUUUCACUUCUUAAUGAGAGCAAUUUCCAGAUUAUUGCACCGGAUGUUUGUAUUAUUUAUGAAGCAUUUUUUUUGGACUAUUGAGUUCUUUUGCUCUAAUAAAUUCAAAGUGAGAGUCUGAUGAAUUAGUAAUAGCUUUGGGAUCAGUUUUCUUUUGUUUUGCUUUACAGGUAUCCAUUUCAAGUGGAAGCCUUUUCCAUACAGUGCACACUGCAUCAUGUUCAUAUCCACCUAACCACUAAUGAUGGACACAUCGUAAUCUAAAUAUGCUUGUCUCAGUCUCUUUGCUGUUUGGAAGUUACUGUGAAAUGGUUCUUUGGUACUGCUGUGAUAAGGGGCACCAUUUAUUGCCAUUAUUCAGCUUAGCAGAGCCAGGACAUUUUUAAAUAUAACUGCGACUGUGUUCGUCUGAAAGAGGAAUGUCAGAUACGCCUAGGAUGCCCUGAGGGAGAGGAUGAUGAGCCACAGUAGCCUUCAUGCACACGGGAGAGAUGUGUUCGGCCUCUGCUGUUUGCCAGGAGAGUGUGUGCUCCAGCGAGCUGUGCUGGUGAGGAAGAAGCUGUCUGCUAAAGAAGGAGGAGGCUGGUUGUCUGGGACUCUGUUCUGCACUCAUUUCAGAGUGGCCUUCGUGCCUCAGGACAGCCAGAAACCUGACGAUAAUGCAGAUCCUGUGCUGCUCGGAGACCAUGAUGUAGCUCUAGCCUCUAUUGACAAAGUCGUGGCAGUGGGACCAUCUCGGACCAAACUAGUGACCCCUACCUGCUCCCUAAAAUUCACCCCUGAGGAGCUGGUGUUGUACUGCCGGGACCUGCGUGUCCUCUGCUUCCUGUUCGACAGACUCACGCCUGAUACUCAAGCUCUGGAGAUCACGUAUACCAUAGCUAAAACCUACCAGCCACUGAAACCUGGAACCAUCCUCUCCUUCCAAAAUGCUGCUUUGGGUAGUAUUGAAAUGAAGCAGUUCCUAAGCAACAGGUGGCAUGACCCUAACAUGAACUGGUUCGAGUGUUCGAUGGGAUGGGAGCAGGAGCUGGAGAGGACAGGUGCCAGCGGCUGGAGGGUCAGCUCUGUCAAUGACCGCUUUGAGAUGUCCACCAGUCUGCCCAGAUUCAGUGUGGUUCCUCAGAGGGUCCUGGACACAGAGCUCAAGAAAACAUUUGCCCACUUUAAUGAGGGUCGCAUCCCACGCUGGUGCUGGCGACAUCCGCAUGGCAGUGACUUACUACGAAUGGCCAGCUUCCAAAAUAACAUCUACCACGAGAAGGACGACAUCAGGAACCUGGAGUCAGUGCUCUUCGGCGGACAGCAGCUGUGUGUGAUUGUGGAUCUGGGAGAGGAAAUGCCGUCACCUGCAGACAUCCAGCUGGCUCACACGAGACUCCGGACACUUUGUCUGGGCGAUAUUUCAUCAUCAGUAUCGGUGCCUGAUGACAAGUGGCUCUCCACUCUUGAAAGCACUCGCUGGCUCGACUAUACCAGGUGCUGUCUGAGAAAAGCUGCAGAGGUAGCUUGUUUGCUCGGAGGAGGUCACAUGACUGUUGUUCUCCAAGAGCCAGAGGAUCGAGACAUGAACUGUGUGGUCUGCGGUCUGGUGCAGGUGAUGUGUGACCCUCACUGCAGGACCGUGCCUGGAUUUCAGGGGCUGGUUCAGAAAGAGUGGAUCACGGCCGGACACAAAUUCCUCAGCCGGAUCAAUUACCACAGAGAAAGUGACAAAGAGGAGGCCCCUGUGUUCCUGCUGUUUCUGGACUGUGUGUGGCAGCUGUGGGCGCAGUAUCCCACACGCUUCCAGCUUACUGAAGACUACCUGCUGGCUCUGCAUGACAGUGUGCACCUUCCUCUCUUCAGCAGCUUCCUGGCCAACAGUCAGAGGGAGAGAUGUCGCCGUUCACAGCAUCUUCCCCAGAGCUACACCCCAGUGAACGGUCUGAGGGAAUUGCCCAAGGGUGCCCCAGAGGAGCCAGUAGACCCACCGUUCCCCCCGGUGUGGGACUGGGCCUUGCAGUACAGCAGUCUGAGACGAUCCCGCUUCACCCAGCCCGUGUCACAGCCCGCCUGUCCUCCACCCGUCCUAAAUGGAAACCUCAACACCAACCAGGACCAUGGCUGGCCUAAUGAUGGACUGCCAGGCUCUGUGUUCCUGUUGUCCCGUGGCACAUUCUCUCAUCCCUCCAACCUGCUCCCCUGGAGGAGCGGAAACUCCGGCUCUUACUGGAAAAGCCACCGCAGGGCUCCUUCCUCAGAGAGUCUGUCUGGACUCGAACGUCUCAUCAGAGCCUGUUCGCUCUCUGAACCCUCCGAGAACCCCUCAACCCUCCACGACCCAUACGAGCCCCUGCUGCCCCUGCUCUUAGGACCCUGUGUCAGAGUAUGGAGGGCCUGCUAUUUAAGGGGCGCACUACACGCUCAGGCUUUCUCCCACCCCGCGUCUUCCUGCAGUCAGCAUCCAUUGGAUCAGCUGGCCUGGGAAGUCCAGCAGCUCAGAGAGAAAGUGGCUCAAGCUUCUCACAGACACCCCGAGAACCAGACUAAACGACAGGAACCACUCCGGCUGGAGUCCAACCUCAACCAGAACGCCAACAAUGGGACCUUCCUCUUCUCCUCUUCCUCUAGAACAUCUCAACAACAGCCGUCCAGCCGAGGUGCGGCCCACUCCUCCGUCAUUCCCAAAGCCCAGCGGACAGCAUCCGAUCCACCCAGGCCUGUGCAGAGGAAUAACGGCAAGCACACGUUUCUAUUCGGCCACCAACAAGAGCCGCAGUCAGGGCUGCGUUAUAUUCCCUCCCCUAGUGCCAAACUUCAUAAACGCCCCGGAAACUCAUACUGAUAUGUAGGAAGGAAAGAAACUGCCCCCUCCGGUGUUUGUGUUACUGAAACAAUACAAUAUGGUACAAAGAAGAAACUCCACUAGAAAUCUACGUGCAUUUGAAAAAGCACAGAUUGACACUGGCUUUUUGUACAAGUAGAUAUGUAAAGCGUAGCAAAAAAAUAAUUACAAAUACAGACUAGCAAAAAAGUGUCAACAAGUUAUGACAUGAAAUUCUUCCUCUGUUGUGUUUUUAUAAGAUAAUUUAACUACAUGGUCUAGUUCACCAAAGAUUUUUAUCCACAUUUAUUCAUCCUCAUGUUGCUCUAAAUGUAUAUUACUUCUUCUAAAGUUAUAAGUUUGUUCAUUAUUCACUGAAAAUCUAGACAUCAUCUUUUAAAAGUAGCAGUAUGCAAUUUGUGAAUUAAACUUUUGAGAUUAAUCUUUUCAAUGUAUCAGUUGAUUUGGUUCACAGAAUCAAUCUAAAUUAUUUAUUUUGAAGCUUGAAAACUGUUAUUUGCAUGUGUUCAUAUGUAAAGAAGUGAUCAUUUUCUCACCUUGUCUUCUACUGAAGAAAGAAAGAAAAAUGUACUUGGUAUGGCAUGAGGGUGACUAAAUGACAACAGAAUUUACUUUUCAUUUAAAUAGAUUUUAAAAAAAACUGUAGUGAAGCAGAGAGUGCUAGUAAACGUCUGCAUAUGAAAUGUUAUUUGUCUGAGGCUCAUGCCAAAACUGAUAACUUGUGUGUUGGUCAUAAAACAGUUUUAGCUUUAGUAGUUUGUUUAUGUAACAGUAGCCUAGUUCAUGGUACUAGUAAAAAAGCAUUUUGUGUUUCCUCAGCCAAAAAGGCGGGAAAAUGGCUGCUAUCACGCUAAUAAUAUAACUAAGGAGGUUUUGCAGUUCCCUGAACGGCCACAAGGUGGACACAAAAUAAGCUUCUGCCUCGGUGUUAAAUGUAAAUAGCCUAAUACAAAAUGCCGUCUUGCCUCUCAAGCAACGGCACAAUACUUUCAAGUGUGUUAUGCAUUUUUGUAUUUUAUUAAGUAUUAAUACAAAAUUAGAAGAGAAAUCGAGACUAGAAAUGAUAAUACAAUUAUUUAUAUGCUGCCUCUGCCGCUUCAGUGGAUACUGAAGUGUUACUUCAUCAUGAAUGUACAGGGAUGUGUUUUUAAAAUCAUUUUGCGAUUAGAUUGAACUCAAUCUGUGUAUAAGGAAGGGUAAAAAAAAGUAGCACUCGUGCUGAAGUACAUUUUAUAUUCUCAUUUUUAUAUUACCUAUUAUCUUCUGUACAUUACUCUCUCCGUUUUCAAUCAGUGGAGUUCCAGGACUUCCUUCAACAUGUUUUUUUUUUUCAACUCCUGUGGAUUAUUUGCAUUAUUAUUAUUAUUAUUUUUUUGUAAGAUUCGUAACAGCUUGAACCAAAAAUAUUGUAGUUUUUUUUCUCUUUAAAGAAAAUAAUUUUGAUGUUUCAAAGUAAAAAUGUUCUAAGGACUGUACUCAUUUUUUGGUGAACUAUUUCUUUUAGGUUUGAUGGAAAGCUUUUAUGCUUUAACAAGACAGGCGGCUUCAGAUCUGUCCUUGUGAGAUGUUUUUCCUCAAAAAGUGUUAUGCCACAAAUGUCUGACAACAGUGACGUUCCAAAAUUGAGAGCAACUCCAGAGGUUUGUGUCCUACUUUUAUUUCCCCUAAGGGGAAAAAAGGUGCUGGAAACAUUAACAUACGGUACAGUGUUGAGUUUUUAUUCUGUUGUCUCAGGACAAAUGGACUUGAAAUAUCUUGCAUCAACAUAUUUCACAAGACUGAAUUUGAGCAAACGCUUAUUUGAUGGCACAAGAAU